AUGAAUGCUUCUUUAUGGUUUUAUGAGGCACAAAGAAGUGGAAAAUUGCCAUCCAACAACAGAGUAGCAUGGCGUUCAGACUCUGCCUUAAACGAUGGAAGUGACAACAAUGUCAAUUUAGUUGGUGGUUAUUAUGAUGCUGGUGACUAUUUAAAGUUCACCCUACCAUUGUCAUAUUCGUUAUCAAGUCUUGCCUGGAGUGCUGGUGUUUGGUUUGACGGUUAUCAAAAGGCAAACCAAGUAACUUAUUUACGAGAUAUGCUUCGAUGGGGUACUGAUUGGCUUAUCCAAGCACAUCCCAAUGCAGACACUUUUUAUGUCCAAGUCGGUGAUGGUAACAUUGAUAAUAAUUAUUGGGGUCCCGACACAAACAUCCCAAAUCCUCGCCCGUCGUACCAAGUCAAUAGAACAGCGGUCGGUACGGACGCCGUCGCUAUUUCUGCCGCCGCCUUGGCAUCAGCCUCUUACUUGUUUAGGAACAAUUUGAAUGAUACCAAUUACGCUGAUCAAUUAUUAUCCCAAGCCGCAUCAUUAUUUAGUUUGGCUGAUACUGCUCAGCCUAGAAACGUUUAUGUUAAUGCAAUUCCUGCUAUUGCUGACUUUUAUGCAUGUAACAACUAUACCAGUCAGUUGACUUAUGCCGCCCUUUGGAUGUACAAGGCUUCAGGCAACGAAACUUAUCGUACGAUGGCCUCAAACUAUUUCGAUCAGUUUCAACUGGCCAAAACUCCCGUCGGUGUCAUGGAUUGGAGUGACCAAACAAAUGCCGUUUUCGUCCUUGGUGCUGAAUUGGACCCCACAAACACUAAAUAUGCCACCGCUGCCAAGAAUGUCUUGGACACAAUCAUCGACAGUAAAUCAGGUUCCCCCUGUACUUUCACUAAUGGCGGCCUUUUAUGGUGCGACGGCUAUAGCGAUUCUAACUCCGUUGUCCCAUCUCAAGAUAUGUCUCUUUUGGCUUUACUUUACAGCAAAACCGAUAGCUCAAAGUCGGAUGGUUACACCAAAUUCGCUAUGAACCAAGUAAACUAUUUACUUGGCAGUAACUAUAUGUUGACACCUUAUGUCUGUGGUAUCCAUAUGAAUUCUCCUCGUAAUCCUCAUCAUGCCGGCGCCUCUGGUGGCACUGAUAUUGGUAACAUUGAUUCUUCUCCUGCUGUCGAAAAAUAUAUCCUUUAUGGUGCUAUCGUUGGCGGACCUGAUAAGAACGAUAAGUUUUAUGAUAUUCGUGACGACUAUCAGCAAACUGAAGUUGCCCUUGAUUAUAAUGCUCCUUUCCAAGGUUUGGUUGCCUAUCAAUUAAGUACUGGAGCUUCUGAUCCUCCUUAUGUCACUAUCACCGAUCCCAGACCUCAUGUUGAACGUACAAAGAAGAUGGAAGGAUGGCUUAUUGCUGUUAUUGUUAUUGUCGUCUUAUUUGUUGUAGCACUUACUUCUUACAUCUGCUGGUGGAAACGUGGAUGCGGUCUCUGUAAUAGAAGAGGAAACAGUGGUUACGGAAAGGCUGUUGCCGCUUAA
This is a messenger RNA of Mucor mucedo, 1518 nucleotides long. RefSeq names its product Six-hairpin glycosidase-like protein. The transcript is spliced from 5 exons. Gene Ontology annotation, molecular function: hydrolase activity, hydrolyzing O-glycosyl compounds. The record is from RefSeq and is a predicted model, not a curated record. Gene Ontology annotation, biological process: carbohydrate metabolic process. Bases 1 to 1518 code for a protein of 505 amino acids. Lineage: Eukaryota; Fungi; Mucoromycota; Mucoromycetes; Mucorales; Mucoraceae.